AUGGCCCAACACACAGCUGACAAGAGAGAGGACAUGGAAGCCGGUGUAAAGAAACAACCCAGCCGUGACUACGAUGCAGAACACGCUCACAAGGAGCACGGAGGCGGACGAGGGAUGCUCGCAAGGUCUGCGACGCGCAUCCAUACGAAAAAAUCUCUCCUGGGAUGUAGUUUUGUAGCGCGCACAUUUAACCAGGGCCAAGGGCCCCGUUCCGAGCAAGAUUCUGAGUCCAACCCAGAGCGCGCAUCGCAUCGCAAAAACAAGUCAAAAUCCGGGGGCUCGCCUCCUAUAAAGCCUAGCCAAAUUAUGGACGAGCACCCGGGCCAGAACCCUGCCGAGCUAGAGGACCCGGAAGGUGUCCAUCCAUCAACGAAGGUCGAACCCGCACAGAAUACUCGAACUCGUGACGGCAAAGUUAAACAGAUGGAGAGCCAUAUAGUUGCCUUGGCGAGAGGAAUCACCGAGUUAGACAAUGAUCGCAAACGACUGCAAGCGCAAGUUCGCUCGGCAAGGAGCGGUUCCUGGGUCACCAAAAGUAGUCGGCAGAUCCGCGAAGAACUCUCGAGUCUGGAGGCAGCAAUGCGACAUUGGGCCGAGAAUUAUAGCGUUGGUGAGAUACGUGCGCUCGAUAGCUUGCCGAUCGAGGAGAAGAACGCCAUCCUGGAGCGGCUGAGUGGAUAUUGCGCGCAGGUGGAUUGGACCACACUCAUUGAGAAGGCGUCAACGAUGGCAGACAACAUCCCAGCUCUUCUGAUGCAGGCUUUACUAGCCAAGGAUAUUUUCGGAACCAUCUUUGCCAACCCCUUCUUUGCCUUCGGGGAGUCUAAGGAACCCUCCACGGCGCACGCCGCCCAAACAUUAUCUUUUCUAUACGCAUCGAUGCUGGAUGUCAACAAGGAAGAAGCCCAUAUCUGGCGUUCGCAAACCCUCCGGCUUUUAGCUACACCUCCCCCGAACUCGGUGCACAAUGCACCGUUGCGCGCGAAGGUGGAAGCCAUCACUAGUGAGCUUGCGGUUGAAUUCCUCGCUGGACCUGUUCAGUUACUGUUCCGACACAGAAAUGAUUCAUGGGCGAUCCAGCGCAACCAGGAACUCUACCAGCUUUACCAGACCGCUGGUGAAUUGGCCAUCUCCCUGUGGACGCAGCGAUCCUUCAUGAGGUGUUACUGUAUGGAUGAGCUCCCCAUUUUUCGGGCAGAGCAUCCAGUAAUGAGUGCACAUCCUCUUCAUCGUCCACAUGGGAACGACACCAGAUUAGACGGCAAGAAUGCUCUGAUCAUAGUGCAUCCGGCCAUUGUUGCCUUCGGGAAUGAAUACGCUGAGCAUUAUGACCUAUGUAAGGUUUGGGCUAAGGGAAUUAUCCUGGUGGAUGAACACACGUGA
This is a messenger RNA of Aspergillus bombycis, 1383 nucleotides long. RefSeq lists its product as uncharacterized. Lineage: Eukaryota; Fungi; Ascomycota; Eurotiomycetes; Eurotiales; Aspergillaceae. The transcript is spliced from 4 exons. Bases 1 to 1383 code for a protein of 460 amino acids. The record is from RefSeq and is a predicted model, not a curated record.